GGUCGAGGUUAUUUGACAGCGCAUCCGAAUCUAAGACCAUUCCCUUCCAGGUUCAACGCCUGACCCGCUCGUGGUACCACCGACGGCGCAGUCCGAUCCGACAAUCGAUCAUAGAUGCCUCCCUGCCGAACAAAAUGCCCUGGCAACCGCUGCCUCGCAUCGCCUUCGCCAUAGCGACUUACCCCUUCGCUGCCUCGAGCCCCGCCGACCUCCCGCUCGAGCUUGGUGACGAGCUGUACAUCAUCGAGGAGACCCCCGACGGCAAUUGGCUCCGCGGGUACCUGGUAGCCCCUCCGAGCUUGCUCGCGGGACUGACCAGCGUCAAGGGACAGACCCUCGAGGCCCGUGUCUUCAGCGGCAUCUUCCCGCGCAGCUGCGUCGAAAUCCGUGAGGUCCUGGGCGAAGCCGACGAGACGGAUGACAACGACGUCGAGAGCGAGGAUGCGUCAGCAUUACCACACCUGGGAGGAGCCGACUCAGCAAAAAGCGGGAUAGAAGGGAACAAUGCUGAAAAGAAGAGGAGGAAAGGCCGCCAGAAGACCCCAACCAAAGGCUGGAGGGAACAUCAUGGCUUGCACAAUGGCGUUCCAGGCCAACUCUCGUUGCCCAUGAAGCGCGAUCCCAAUGCCCCCCGCCCGCCUGCGCCUGUACCCAUGCUCAAGAUCGGAGACGAGACCCCUACUUCUGCCUCCGAGCCGCUGAUUGACGAGAUCGCUUCUUGUCUCCGCGAAUGGCACUCGACUAACCUCCACGAGUUGCUGCUGUCGCGGCAGUACAGCAAGCUGGAUACUAUGUCGCGACUUACAACUAGGCUCAACGUAGCGCGGCAGCAAUUCCUGCACGACGUACUAACGGCACGGGAGUACGAGCUCCUUCGAGAAAAGACGGUAUGGGAUCUGGUCCGUGUCAACAAGCUAUGCGGUGGGGAGGUAAUCGUCCGCGACCCACACGAGCGCGGCCGAGUGCUCACGGGAGAUGACUCGGUGGUGGAGAUAACGAAACUGCAGUCCAUCAUGAGCCUCCUCGACGAAACCCCGACUCAUGCGGUCGAGCUGACUGCGCUGUACCACCUGCUCGUAGACAUCAAGGGCUUCGCUGGCGCCUCCACCGAGGCCACUACCCUGGUGCUAUACCUGGCCACCAAGACCGCCGGAGGACCCCUGACGCCCAUAUCGGAAAAUUACAUCGUCGAGAUGCCGCCUGGUGGGCAAAUGGUCCACUUGGCGCGGAACGCCCACAUGCGCACUCUCUUCGCCGACUUGACCGCGGCUGAGAUCGGCGAUGUCUCCUCAGUCGACUCGGAGCUCUUUCUCGUAGUCAAAAUCCAUGCAGCCCAGCCAGUCAUCGCAAUUAAGCCCAGUUCCCGGUCCGGAACCGGGUCGCAGGGCCUGCCGCCAUUGUCUAAAGAACAUUCAAAGCCGCCAUUGUCUGCCGGGGGCAAAUCAGUCCGUAGGAGUCUGAUGUGGGCGGGCAAGAGCACGAGGUCCGCCUUCUCGAGGGGCAACACGAGGCUUGAUUCGCUCUCAGAGCAGCCGGAAGAAGCAGUAUCACCGAGCACAGCAGGUGGCGAGAGCAGGGAUGGACUACCUCCGAGUACGGCCAACUCGAAGGCCGGGCGUGCAUCUGUCGAUGGCCAUGUCACGCAGACGGCCGAUAGGAUGGUCGGUGUCGGGUCGCUGAAGUUGAACGCUGUCAUGAAGCAGGACGAAGAGGUUGAGCACAUCGUGAGCAUCUGGGCGCCUUCUGCCCGGCUGGGAUCCGAAAGGCAGGACAGCGAGGAAUGGGACACGGUAAUACGCGAGGUCAUGGAAAGCAAGACAGGUAACUACGACAAGUCGAGGCGGGCAGAGCGUCUGCAGCUACACCUUCGGGCCUUCAACAACCCGGAUGCGGACGCGCUGAUCAAAGCCACCCCAACAUUGCUGUCCAAUAUCAGCAAGACAAGCAAGAUGGGCUUCGCGGGUGCUCCGACCAAGCCGCGUUCCGACAUAUACCUGACAAUCGACGCUGCCAUCCUCAACAGGCAAACCCUGUUGUCCCGAUAUGGCGGCAGCCCACAAGCGCUUCCGAGCAGUCUCCACGGACAUAACCUGCAAGUCACCCUGGAGGUACGCAGGUCCAACGGCGAGCGAGUCGACAGUUGCAUCUACCCCUCGUCAAAUGCCGAACCGACCAGCACCUGGAAGACGGCCGUAACCGAGUACGGCGACCCAUGGCGGCAGUCCGUUAAGCUUGUCCUCACCCCUCAGGAUGUGCACCAGGGUCAUGUGGUGAUGCAUCUCGCUGACGCGCCCAAUCCACCGUUUGCGGUAGCAUACCUGCCUCUGUGGGACCAACAGGCUUUCAUUCGCGACGGGAGACACGGAUUGUUGCUCUACAAGCUGGAUGAGCACACAAACAUGGCUCAGCCUGGUGCCCAGGGCAAGGGCGGAUACCUCAGCCUGCCCUUCUGUGCCAAGGGCAAGGACGAACAUCAGGCCGAGGUGACAGGGCCGCUCGCCACGGUGCGCGUGGAAACCUAUCUCUGCAGCACCAGGUUCUCCCAGGACAGGGUGGUGUUGGGCCUGCUGUCCUGGAAGGAUUCGUCUCGAGAAGGGAUUCCGGUCCUCUUGAAGCAGUUCAUCUUCGUUGCCGAGAUCGAGGUAGUCAAGUUGCUGAACGAUGUCCUGGAUGCGCUUUUCGGAAUCCUGGUCGAGUAUUCUGGCAACGACGACUACGAGGACCUCGUCUUCACCGCACUCGUCCGAGUGCUGGAUAUUUGCCACGAUAGGCGCUUCAACCUGGCCCCGCUGAUCGACCAGUACGCUGAGAGCAGGUUCAACUACCCGUUUGCAACAGCCUGCUUGAUCAGAUCCUUCACCCGGCUAUUGUCCAAGCCCACCGAUCCUGAGACGGCGAGGAAGCUCCGUGCGACCUUCAAGGUCGCGAAGCACAUCCUGAAGUUCAUCACGCACGCCCGGGGCCAGCAGAAGGCGAAAGAGGUCGAUAUUGGCAUUACAGAGUCGAAGGGCAGCUUCACUCGCCACUUGCGGGUCAUCUUCAAGGCCCUCGAUGCCAUGAUGCGCAGCUCGGCCCCAGUCCUGGUGGGCAGCCAGACCCUUGCCGUCCAGCACUUUCACACAUGGCUUCCGGAGCUUGCCGGCCUGUUGACCACGGAGGAGAUCCUGCAUAUCGCUAUUGACUUUAUGGAUUCUUGCUCCGCAGUCAAGGGCAAACUGGUGCUAUACAAGCUGGUGCUUAUCAUCAACUACGCCAAGCUCGACAUAUUCUCCCACCCCGAGCAGCGAUCCGCCUUGAGCGCUAACACCGUCAGGUGGAUUGCGCCGCACUGGGGCCACACCGACGAGGUUACAGACCAGUGGAAGGAGCAGGUCCGCCUCUGCUGCUCCGUCCUCGCCAGCCAGAUCGAGCACCUGGGCCCCGAAAUCCCCGAUUACAUCCCCAAGAUCAUCCAGUCCUACCUCGCUCUCCUUGCCGUCCCAAAAAGACCCAAGGACCGCCUCUCGCUCCUCUUCCCGACCACAUACCCAUUCCCCACCAAGCCUAUUGCCGGAGAUGCCGUCUUCGACGAAGCCCUGAUCGAGCUCUCAGCCGUCCUCUCCGCGCUGUCCAAUUCCCCCAGCGGCAUGCAGCUCGAGCUGGCCGAGGACGACCUCCACGUGGUCGUCGAGAACUGCCUGCGCGUGCACAUGAGCAUCCUCCAGGGGGAGACGUUUCCCUCCGACUGGCUCAGCGUGCACAUCUUCCACCACAAAUCCACCAUGCGCACCCUGCAGUAUCUCGCCGGCAUCCUUCUCGAGUCCUUCCUCCCGGACCCGGACGAGGCGGAAAACUUCAACACAGAGCUGUGGAAGCUCUUCUUCACCACGCUGCUGCAGCUCGUGGGCAGCCCCUCGCUCGCGCUGGAGACCUUCCCGGAGCAGAAGAGGCGGGCCGUGUGGAAGAUCGCGGGCGAUGUGAGGGAGCAUGGCGCCGAGCUGCUCCGGAAGACGUGGGAGGCUAUCGGCUGGGACACGACUGUCGAGGAGAGGGCGAGGUACGGCCUGUCCAAGAUGGGCGGGUACCAGGUGCAGUACGUGCCGACGCUGGUGGGGCCGAUCGUCGAGUUGUGUCUGAGCGUGCAUGAGGGCCUCCGGAGGAUGGCGGUCGAGGUGCUCCAGACCAUGAUCGUGAGCGAGUGGACGCUCAGCGAGGACUUGUCGGUGAUCCAGACCGAGUUGAUCGACUGUCUGGAUGUCUAUUUCAAGACAAAGCCGUUGACGGAGAGCAUUCUGCAGAAACUGUUUGUAGGCGAGCUGUUGGAUCGGUUUGAGCCGCUGGCGAAGAUCAAGGACGAACCGCUCUAUGCCGCGCUGCGAGAGCUCACCGACACGGUGGACGUAUUCUUGGAUCUGCUGGUGGCCGUCCACAGCGGAGACGGGUCUGGAGAGGCGUCGCACCUCAUCCACCGCCUACGGCUGAUGGAGUUCCUACGAGAUAUGCAGAAGGAGGAGAUCUUCAUCCGCUAUGUGCACCAACUGGCGAACCUCCAAGUUGAGGCUAGGAAUCAUGCGGAGGCCGGCUUGGCCCUUCGGCUUCAUGCGGAUCUGUACGACUGGGACCCGCUCAAGACGACGCCCGCGCUUCAAGACCCGGAGUUCCCGGCCCAGAGCCACUUCGAGCGGAAAGAGCGCAUCUACUUUGACAUGAUCAAGCACUUUGAGGACGGCGAAGCCUGGAGCAGUGCGCUGGCCGCGUACAAGGAGCUGCAGGCGCAGUACGAGACGAACACGUUCGACUUCGCCAAGCUCGCCCGCACCGAGCGCGCCAUCGCCACCAUCUACGAGACAAUCGCGAAGAGCGACAAGCUCGUGCCCAAGUACUUCAAGGUCGCCUUCAAGGGCCUCGGCUUCCCCACCAGCGUGCGAGAUAAGGAGUAUGUCUUCGAGGGCUCGCCCGCCGAGCGCACGUCCAGCUUCACCGACCGCAUGCAGGAGAUGUACCGGUCGGCGCGCAUUGUCACCAGCGACCACAUCGAGGACGUGGAGGGCCAGUUCCUCGUCGUUUCCGCGCUGAGCCCGCACAGGGACCUGGGCCAUCACGUCUUCCAGCGCGCGAGAGUGCCGCAAGUCAUCCGGGAUUAUCUCGUGUCGGCGCACCCGCAGAGCUUCUCGGUCAGCUCCAAGCGACACACCACGGGCCCCGUCACGGAGCAUUACGCCGAGAAGAUCGUGUACACCACGGCGGAACCGUUCCCGACGAUCCUGCGUCGCAGCGAGAUCGUGUCGGUGCAGGAGUUGCGGCUUUCGGCGAAGGAGACGGCGCUCGAGCGCAUCGUGCGCAAGACGGCCGAGAUGUCGGCGCUCGAGAAGAAGGUUGCCGAUGGCGAGGCCGGCAGCGAUGCGGCGCAGCUGCUGGUGGAUGCUGUGAGCAUCAGCGUGAAUCCCAACUCCGAGAACAGCGUGGUGGCGUAUCGGGAGUUGAUCCCGGGCAUGUCGAGGACCGGCGAGGGCUCGCCAGGUAGGGGCGGUGAGCUGGAGGAUGAGGAGGUGGAAGUGCCGGAGCUGGAUCCGCAGGAGAAUGCCAUCAAGAUGGCGCUUGUGGACCACGCCAUCAUGCUGAAGCGGUGUCUGGCGACGUUCGCGAAGAGUGGGAAUGAGACCCUCACCAAGCACCUCGAGGAUCUUCAGCGAUUGUUCGAAACCACUUACGCGCCGGAAAUCGCCGUCUUCACCCCAGCCCAACCCAUCCGCGACACCACCGCUCCCUCGCCAACAUGGCAGCGCUCUCCAACCUCCACCAUCGGUGGCGUGCCCCGCCAAAGGGAGGCCAUCACCCGGUCCAACUCCGUCAACGUGCCGGAGGAAGUCACCAUCGUGCAGCCGCAGCCCGUCUCUCUCCGCCAAGGCCGCGGCGCCCGCCUCAGCUUCCUGGGCGGCCGUAAGAAGGACCAAGCCCAGAAGCAGGAGGUCAACGGAGACCACACCCCAGCCACAAUACCCGAGGAAGAACCCGCCAAGGUCAACGGUACUCCGUCCACCGCCAAGGAUGGUGGGACCGGGAUCGCGAACCACAGGCGGUCUUUCUUCCGCACCCUGCCCCCGAUCAACACAGCCACCGCUGAUGCCGGUACCGCUUCCAGCAGAGCCGGGGGAAUAGGGCCACUGCACCAGGCCAAGCGCAACGGGACGGCCGGCAGCCAGACCAGCGGCAACAGUAGCAACCCUAACAGGGAGUGGGUUACUGAUGUCAGCGCGGGGAACAGUUCGGUGGUCAUCUCGGAGAAGGAGGGCCAUCAACCGAGGGUGUACGAGACACAGGUGCUGAGCCCGGGACAGGGUAGUCAUUCCAUCGUGGGCCACGGGGUGGGCAGUGUCAGGAAGAGGCUGAGUCUGCUCAGGCUCGGGAAGAAGAGUAGUCGGGAGAGAAGUGGCACAGGCGGGUUGGCGGGGCUCGAUGAGGAGUAACCCAACAGAGUGCGCUGAGGCCUCCCCUGGUUAAGGCAGGGAGGGGUAUACAACGUCCACAUACCACACAGAACACCAUGGCGUUCGGUUUCCUUUGUUGCUCUCUUCUUUUCUUCGUUUUUAAUGUUUCGAUGUUGAUUCCAUCCCUUUUAACUGGCGACUUCAGUUUCUGUCUUGUCUGGAUAUACCAACCUCGUAUACCACUGUACUAGUACAUUCU
Chaetomium strumarium is the source of this 6666-nucleotide messenger RNA. RefSeq lists its product as uncharacterized. Gene Ontology annotation, molecular function: guanyl-nucleotide exchange factor activity; small GTPase binding. The transcript is spliced from 2 exons. Gene Ontology annotation, cellular component: plasma membrane; cytoplasm. NCBI's taxonomy places the organism in Eukaryota, Fungi, Ascomycota, Sordariomycetes, Sordariales, Chaetomiaceae. Gene Ontology annotation, biological process: small GTPase-mediated signal transduction. The coding region runs from base 135 to 6446 and encodes 2103 amino acids. The record is from RefSeq and is a predicted model, not a curated record.